AUGGGUUAUCCGCAAGAUGGUGGUUGGAAAGCUCUGAGUUAUAUGAAAGAAAACCGUAUUUCUAGGUUUCAGUGUGCGUUGAAGCCUGGGUGGAAAGUGGUAUAUAUACGUUGCUCUGUGGAGCGGAACCAACAGCGUAUUACAACAACUAUCGUCAAAAAGAAUAGGGAGGAUCGCGGUACACUGACUCAGAGCUAUAGAGUUUGCGCUAGCAUGUUCCUGGCUCCUACCAUUUACUCCUUCAAUAUUCAUUCUUGGUCUUCCUGCGACCAGUUGUUCUUGACUUCCCUCUCAAUUUUUUCGGUUUUCUCCAUUUCACUCCGACUUAUUUCGAAAUCGGCUUUAAAAUUGUUCCGUAUUGAAAAUACUCUGAAGAGGCCAAGCCGACCGCUUUGCAUGCUCUAUGCAAACUCCAAAGCUGAGGAUCGAUCUGGCAUUUUAGCGAAAAAUGAUGCUCUAGAGAUGGGUGAAAGCUGCCAUUUUCACCCUGGUACCACUCCUCAGAUCAUGGGAGGUGCGAUCAUGAUGUCCGAGAAACAAGGGGUUGCAGGUAAUGCUUUGGUAAAUAAGCGGUUUAGAAAUGUUAUAGUGGCGGGUUUGAGCCAGCAUAGAGGAGUAGGAGUCAAGCGUGAACUUAUAAUUGAGAAUACCCAAGCUAACAGCUGGCUACCGGUGUUGAUAUCCGGGGUCCCACAACAUGACUCUGUUAUCCUUUUGGCCCUUGACUCGAUUUCAGUGGGCUAUGAAUAG
Messenger RNA from Lindgomyces ingoldianus, 750 nucleotides. RefSeq lists its product as uncharacterized. The coding region runs from base 1 to 750 and encodes 249 amino acids. The transcript has 7 exons. NCBI's taxonomy places the organism in Eukaryota, Fungi, Ascomycota, Dothideomycetes, Pleosporales, Lindgomycetaceae. The record is from RefSeq and is a predicted model, not a curated record.